AUGACAACUACAGAGCCAGUCACCAGACUUCGACAUCGAAGCAGCGCUCACGAGGCAGAUGACAUCUCCAGCUAUGUAGGAAACAGUGACGACAUGCAAGAAGAAGCUCAAAGGGAACUGCAGAAAUACUUGCAGAUGGUCAAGACGAAAGUCCUGCGGCAGGUCGAAGAGCAGAUGAGCAUCAUCCUGGACAACGCUCUGCGCGAGUCCAUCCAGCCCGCCACAAGCAGCCAGUCCAAGGUCAACGGAAAGACCACAGCCAAGCAGACAUCCAAUACCCAGCGACUGGAUGGUGGGAAAGUUUUCAUGGACAGAGCCUCCCUGUUGGAUGAGCUGUUUGAGAUCAACCACAUCAGAACCAUCUACCACAUGUUCAUCGCUGUGCUCCUAAUCUUCUUCUUCAGCACCUUGAUUAUCGACUACAUCGACCAGGGCAGGUUGGUGCUGGAGUUCGACAUGCUAUUCUACGCCUUUGGGCAGCCCGGCACCGUCGUCUGGGCCUGGACCAUCAUGUUCGCUUACACCUUGCUCGUGCCCUUCUACACGCUGAAGUUUUGGAGUUCUUUGUAUCACAAAUUCUCCCAGAAGUUGGCGCUGUCUCUGGGGAUAGGCCUGGCCUUAUCUACCGUACAGAGCUUCAUACUCGGACUGUUUCCCAUUUACGUGGUCGUCCACCACCAGCUGCCACCCGCCUCCCGAUUCAUUGUGAUACUGGAGCAGAUUCGAUUCCUGAUGAAAGCCUACUCCUUCCUGAGAGAAACGGCUCCUGACAUUAUCAAAAACACACCCAAAGAAGGAGAAAAUCCCAGAUUCCCAACGUUUUCCAGCUAUUUGUAUUUCCUCUUCUGUCCAACUCUCAUCUACAGGGAAUCCUACCCUCGUAACAGCCACAUAAGAUGGAGGUAUGUUGGCGUUACGUCUGGCAUGAUUUUGGGAUGCCUCUUUUAUGGUUACUUCAUCCUGGAGCGUCUCUGCGUGCCAAUCUUCCGAGCUGAGGCCAACCAGCCAUUCAGCAAACGAAGAAUGGUUCUCUCCAUUUUUCACUCCAUCCUACCAGGGAUAAUGCUCCUGCUUCUCUGUUUCUUCGCCUUCCUGCACUGUUGGCUCAACCUCUUUGGAGAGUUGCUGCGUUUUGCUGACAGGAUGUUCUACAAGGACUGGUGGAACUCAACAUCCUUCACAAACUACUAUCGGACCUGGAACGUUGUGGUUCACGACUGGCUGUAUCAGUACGGCUACAGAGACUUCCUUUUGCUGUCGAAGAGGAAGUUUCGAGCAGCUGCCAUGCUCUCCGUCUUCAUCGUCUCCGCCAUCGUCCACGAGUACGCUCUGUCCAUGGGCUUCGGCUUCUUCUACCCCGUCAUGAUGUUUCUCUUUGGGAUCUUUGGAGUGCUGUUCAACUUUACCAUGAACGACAAGCGGCAGAGACCCAUGUUCAACGUCAUCGUGUGGGCGUGCCUCUUCCUGGGUCAGGGCGUCCAGGUGUCUCUGUACAGCCAGGAGUGGUACGCCCAGAUCCACUGCCCACGAACAGGGAAUAGUGUGUGGGAGCUGCUGAUUCCUCGAUCGUGGUCCUGCUUCUACCAGAGAUAAAGCCGCCUCUCCCCC
This is a messenger RNA of Salarias fasciatus (jewelled blenny), 1608 nucleotides long. It is a transcript of the gene soat2, whose product is annotated as sterol O-acyltransferase 2. The transcript is spliced from 15 exons. Gene Ontology annotation, molecular function: fatty-acyl-CoA binding; cholesterol binding; cholesterol O-acyltransferase activity. Lineage: Eukaryota; Metazoa; Chordata; Actinopteri; Blenniiformes; Blenniidae. Gene Ontology annotation, biological process: cholesterol efflux; cholesterol metabolic process. The record is from RefSeq and is a predicted model, not a curated record. Gene Ontology annotation, cellular component: endoplasmic reticulum membrane. Bases 1 to 1593 code for a protein of 530 amino acids.